This is a messenger RNA of Oryzias latipes (Japanese medaka), 973 nucleotides long. The record is from RefSeq and is a predicted model, not a curated record. Lineage: Eukaryota; Metazoa; Chordata; Actinopteri; Beloniformes; Adrianichthyidae.
ACAUACAGGGCAGGAGAAUAUAUUUAGGGCAGCAGACGGUACAAAGACGUGGAGCACAGCUCAGAGUCGCCUGAGCUGUGACUCAUGCUGGGUGUUGUUGGACGUUUCCUGACUACUCAGCACAGAGAAAAGCAAGAGGACAAAGACAGUGUUUGGGGGGAACAGCCAUGAGAACCUGACAUGUUAGCAGAGAACCCUUUAGGUGUGGAAGAGAAGGAGAAACAGAACGACUCGACUGGCGGUUUCAAAUCAGCGGAGGAAAUCCUUUCAGUGUUGGAGCCUGUUAGCAGAGGAAACGCUGACGCCACCGCCCUCAUCAGCACCCAGCCUCUGCUGGCCACAGCUCCACCAGAGGAGGCCACACAGGAAGCAGCAGCGUUUCAAAAACCCCUGCUGGACGAUCAACAGAUCACAUGUCCACAAUGUGGCCUCCUGGUACCAGAUCACAGACUGCAGCCUGCUCAUCAGCUGAAAAACUCAAAGCACGGCAGCAAAAGGAGCAAAAGUGGCAAAUCCGGAUCCCACGAAAGUGCUGCUGCACCUGCUGUAAACAGGAUGAAACAGCUGGAUUUGCAUCAGCUCCCACACAGCAGCAUUGUAACAGUAGAGACGGAGACGCUCCAACACAACCAUUAUUGUUUUCACCUGCUGCUGGCGUGCUUGUGGUGUGAGUUUUCGGUGCUGCUUUUGGGUCUGAUGGAGGCCUGCUCCUCCUGCCUGCAGGGCCUCUGCUCCUCCUGCUGCCACGCCUGCGCCCGCUGCUGCUCGGCCAUCCAGGACACGCCGGUGGAGGAGUUCAACUGCCACACUCACUGCCACUCGGUUUUGUUCGAGUCAUGCUGCGAGCCAACCGAGUGUCUGGAGUUUUGCUUGGAGUGCUGUGAGAUCUGUCACCGCAGCUAGUGUGCUCUACACACAAACUCACAGACUUUUUCAAACAGACUAGUAUUAAAGUCCAUGUUUUAAAUCAUGA